AUGAAACUUGACGAGAAUGAAUCUACUUACUCAAAUCCUAAAAAUUUUCUCUCGUUAUUAUAUCCAUACCUUAGCGAAAAAUUACCAAUAGAUAGAUUUGCUAUUGACAAUAAUCGUUAUUUCAACUUUAUGGGACGAAAGGAAUUCAGAAACGUUUUAGAAACCAUAAACAAACUUCGAUCUGGUACUGGAUAUAUGAAAUUAUUUGUUUAUGUGGACCCAGUAGAUUAUACCAAGUCUGUCUUAUUUCUUGCCUAUCAUGAUAAUGAUGCAAAAAUAAACGAAAUUAAUUCCUGUGAAAAUUUUGAAAAUAUCGUAGAUUUUUGUAAAAAAUUACAAUUCAAAGAAAAGUUAUAUUUCAUCAUCGACCAAAUGAAUGCUCUAGAUGAACUUGAUAAUACUGGGACAAUGCUACAUCUUAUGCAAAAGCAAACUGGUGAAUUGAAGAUCAAGCUUUAUGGAAGGUUUAAUGAGGAGGAGAUGGAAGAAUGGUAG
This is a messenger RNA of Funneliformis mosseae, 495 nucleotides long. NCBI's taxonomy places the organism in Eukaryota, Fungi, Glomeromycota, Glomeromycetes, Glomerales, Glomeraceae. The record is from the annotation of a GenBank genome assembly.